Molecule: messenger RNA, 264 nt
Organism: Zychaea mexicana
Lineage: Eukaryota; Fungi; Mucoromycota; Mucoromycetes; Mucorales; Lichtheimiaceae
Exons: 1
Source: RefSeq, a predicted model, not a curated record
AUGGCAGCCAUCAUAUCUCUCAAAAGUUGUUGUUACAUUUGUCAUCGCCCAUUUGCUGAAUCAAAAAAGUUAAGAAAUCAUCUAUUUACUCUUCACAGUGUUGAUGUUGAGCCUCGUCCUCAUGGCAAAAGUCGUUACAACACUGAACACUACGUAUACGUUAAAAAGAACUCGGACGCGUCACAUUCAAUGAUAUUGGAACAUUUUGAAUGCCCAUCAUGCCUCAAUCACUACGCUACCAUGAACGAGUUAAAGGAUCAUAUU